AUGUCGUCUCAACCCUUCCUGCCACUCUCAGACGCUCAGGGCUCUCCGAGAUUGAGGCCGCGAAGGCCGAGUCUAGAUCCAGAGCGCGAGAUCAUGUCAACGCGUGGUCAGCGGAUCUGGUCGCUUCUGCCGAGUCGUCAAUCCACCGCUACAUUGCAAGACCUCGAGGAGCAGUCAUCGGCGACGCCAACAAAUGCGCGGCGAGGCUCGCAUCUCAUUGGACAUCGCAAUGCGCGCUAUGACUGGUACGUGACACCGCGCCAUACACUCGUUGAACUCUUUCUCGCGGUGCCAAUCUCUUGUUUCUUCGGUGAAGACCAAAUAAGCAAAGCAAUCCGUGCUGCUGACGACUCCAUGUCGCUCGAGUGUAGUCCACUGGGUUCUAGGAAUCAAUACUACCGCCCACCUGAAACCUUGAAAGGCCAGCGUAAAGCGAUCCGUCAAUACUAUGAAGGGAACAACGAGUUGAUCUCCCAGUAUCUCUUCAUCGACCGACUGCUGGAUUCUUCUCUCCCGCACAAUCUGAUUGAAGACUAUUCUGAUCGUCACCAUGACCCCCAUCGACAGCAGGAGGGAAGGCGGACUAGCUCUUCUGAAAUAUCGAACACGGACCAGUCUCCAGCCCUCGCAGCUCAGGCGGUCUCCAAGGGCACAAGGGUCAAGCGCACGCCUCACAAUCUGUAUCGAAUUCCCGAUGAAACAGCCCCGUUGCUCCCGGAUGCGUCUGCGCAGGACAUGGAAGAGCCCCGUAAACCUAGCGAUUCUGCUCCCGACUCGGAGUUUCAGGAGCGUCUCUCCCCGGAGGCAGAAGAGCGUCUGAUCAAUCUAGCCAUUCGCAUCAACUUUGUCGCUAACGUCAUCCUCCUCGCCUCCAAAAUCGCCAUCAUGGCUUUGACGAGCUCCAUGUCAGUCCUGGCAGGCCUCGUGGACGGACUGUUGGAUUUCCUCAGCACGGUGAUCAUCUGGACCACAAUGACUUUGAUUCGCCGUCAAGAUCGAAGACGAUACCCGAUCAGUCGUCGACGAUUGGAACCAUUGACGGUGCUGGUCUUCUCAGUGAUUAUGGUGACAUCCUUCCUGCAGGUUGGACUGUCAUCUGCCAGCCAACUGAUUGGAGACGACCACUCCAUCGUUGUAUUGUCAACGCCGUCAAUUGCUCUGAUGGCGGGGACCGUGGUUGUCAAACUGCUGUGCUGGAUUUGGUGUCGACUGAUCCCGAGUCCAAGCGUGCAGGUUCUUGCUCAAGACGCAAUGACGGAUGUCGUCUUCAACACAUUCAGCAUUAUAUUCCCAUUAGUCGGAGCUUUUGCCCGAUUAUGGUUCUUCGACCCUCUAGGCGGUCUCUUGCUGUCUAUAUACAUCAUGUGGAAUUGGGGACAAACGGCAGGUGAAUACAUUCGGCGACUCACCGGUGCUGCGGCCUCGCCCAUCGAUCACAGUAUCUUGCUGUACAUGACCAUGCGUUUCUCCCGCGUCAUACAGAAGAUCCAGGAUCUCAAAGCAUACUACGCGGGCGAUAAAUUGAAUGUUGAGGUUGAUUUGGUCGUGGACGAGCGGACCAGUCUUCGCGACGCCCACGACGUGGGUGAGAGUCUGCAGUAUAUUCUGGAGAGUGUGCCAACCGUCGAUAGAGCUUUCGUGCAUUUAGACUACGAUGCGUGGAACCUGCCCAGUCAUAUGAACCAGUUGGAACGGUAA
This is a messenger RNA of Penicillium diatomitis, 1698 nucleotides long. RefSeq names its product cation diffusion facilitator family transporter. Bases 1 to 1698 code for a protein of 565 amino acids. Gene Ontology annotation, biological process: monoatomic cation transport; transmembrane transport. The record is from RefSeq and is a predicted model, not a curated record. Gene Ontology annotation, molecular function: monoatomic cation transmembrane transporter activity. The transcript is spliced from 4 exons. NCBI's taxonomy places the organism in Eukaryota, Fungi, Ascomycota, Eurotiomycetes, Eurotiales, Aspergillaceae. Gene Ontology annotation, cellular component: membrane.